GUCGUCACGAAUUUGACUCUCAUUUCAUUCCCAUUUGGUGUGCAUUUCAAUGUCUUCCUUCCAAUUUAAAUCCUCAAAUUUCUCCUACAUUUCAUUCCAAUUUUCAUUUCUAAACGUUCCUCCCUCCUCGUCUCGUCUCUGUCUGUGCGAACUCCCUUUUCCCUUUCCCUUAGCAUCGACGCGCAAUGGACGUGAAGUUACUGUCUUGCGCUUUGUUUUUGUUUUGACUGUUUUCGAUUUGGCUAUGGAGGCAGCAGCUUAGGACCUAGAUCUGUGGAUCGACUUUCAUUGUUCUGCACUUGAUUGAGAUUCCACGUAACAUUUCUUAUUGAAGCAUGUGUGGUGGUCUGGAGAGAUCAAAAUCAUCAUCUAGUACAUCUCCAUCUGCUGUUGAAACCUCACCCAACUCUGACUCCAAAGACAUGAAUAAUGUUACUGUUAAAAAUGAUGAAGCUUUUUCCUCCAUUCUUGAACUUGCUGCUGACAAUGAUGUUGAAGGCUUCAAACGGUCAAUAGAGCAGGAUCCUUCAUUGAUCAACGAGUUUGGACCCUGGUAUGGCCGCCAAAAGGGCUCGAAGCAAAUUGUUCUUGAUCAUAGAACUCCAUUAAUGGUUGCUGCCACCUAUGGUAGUCUUGAUGUUCUCCAGCUAAUAGUCUCUCUCUCUGAGGCUGAUAUAAAUCUGACUUGCGGCCGGGAAAAUACCACUGCACUUCAUUGUGCAGCUUCUGGUGGAUCCGUCAAUGCCAUUGAUGCUGUUAAGCUGCUUAUCACUGCCGGUGGUGAUACAAGUUGUGUGGAUGCAAAUGGUCAUCGUCCAAUUGAUGUUAUUUUGGUGCCUCCAAAACAACCAAGCAUGAGGGUUGCACUUGAAAAACUCCUCUCAGACACUUCUGACUGUGCUGUUGGAGGCUGCAGUUUACGUGUUUCCAUUAGCCCCUCUAAUUCUAGCUCUCCAACCCUUUCAUUGUCGAUGGAAAAUGGGUCUCCACCUUCUCCUUCAGAUUUGAUAUCUUCUCCGAUGGUCAUAAAAAUCAAUGAUUUGGCUAUUAGCUCUGCACCAGAGAAGAAAGAGUACCCUAUUGAUCUAUCAUUCCCUGAUAUAAAGAACAGCAUCUAUGCUACUGAUGAUUUCCGUAUGUAUUCUUUCAAGGUUCGACCUUGUUCCCGGGCAUAUUCCCAUGAUUGGACUGAGUGCCCUUUUGUUCACCCUGGAGAAAAUGCCCGCCGACGGGACCCUCGGAAGUACCACUACAGCUGUGUUCCUUGCCCUGAUUUCCGCAAAGGGGCUUGCAGGCGUGGUGACAUGUGUGAAUAUGCCCAUGGAGUGUUUGAGUGUUGGCUGCACCCUGCACAAUAUCGGACUCGACUCUGCAAGGAUGGUACCAGUUGUAACAGAAGGGUGUGCUUUUUUGCGCAUACAGCUGAGGAGCUUCGUCCCCUGUAUGUAUCAACCGAAUCAGCUGUACUGUCGCCACGAGCAUCGGCCUCUGCUGCUAAUGUCAUGGACAUGGCUACCGCAUUGAACCAUUUUCCUGGUUCCCCGUCAUCUGUCUCUGCCAUGUCGCCUUCUCCAUUUGCUCAACCCAUGUCUCCAUCUGCAAAUGGCAUUUCUCACCCAUCUGGAGCUUGGCCCCCAUCAAAUGUACCAGCGCUCUAUCUUCCUGGAAGCAACUUGCAAUCCAGUCGCCUGAGAUCUUCCCUUAGUGCCCGAGAUAUUCUCCCACCUGAUUUCAAUAUGUUACCCAAUUAUGAGGCUCAGCAACAUAUGUCAAAUGACUUGAACUGUUUCUCACAGAUCCGCAACAAUUCUACUCCUGUGAGUUGUUCUGGUCGGUCCAAAACGCUAAUUCCUUCAAACCUUGAUGAGUUGUUCUCCAGUGAAGUUUCUUUAUCUCCCAGAUAUGCUGAUCAGGCUGCUGGUGUUUUUUCCCCAACGCAUAAGCCGCCUGUUCUCAGUCAGUUUCAGCAGCAACAGAGCAUGUUAUCACCAAUCAAUACUAGUGUAUUCUCCCCAAAAAAUGUUGAGCUCCCUCUGUUGCAGGCUUCAUUUGGUGUUGGAUCUCCUGGUAGGAUGUCUCCUAGGAGUGUGGAGUCUAUUUCACCUAUCGGAUCUAGGCUUUCUGCAUUUUCCCAUCGUGAGAAGCAGCAGCAACAGCUUCGCAGCCUAAGCUCAAGGGAUUUUGGAUCAAACUACCCAGCCUCUGUUGUUGGAUCUCCUGUAAAUUCUUGGUCCAAAUGGGGCUCCCCAAAUGGAAAAAUUGACUGGUCGGUCAAUAAAGAGGAGCAGGGUCUAUUAAAAAGGCCAUCUUCUUUUGAGAUUGGAAAUGACGGUGAGGAACCUGAUCUGUCAUGGGUCCAAUCUCUAGUCAAGGAAUCACCGCCUGAGAUGAUGAGAGACAAGUUGGCGGUUCUUGGCAGUGCUGCACCACCACCAUCUUCUGGUGAAGGUCUGAACCCUAGCUCUCAAGUCGAUUCCGUUGAUAAUUGUGAGUCUUGGCUUGAGCAGAUGCAGAUUGAGCAGCAGCAGCUCGUAGUCUUGUGAAAAUGGAUUCUUUGUUUCCUCUCAUUGAGAUAGGUGAAAAAUUCCUGAGGUACAUAUUCUUUUUCGCUUACGUAGAAGUGAAUUCAAGAAGGUGACAAUUAGUGUAAGUUUCAAAGAGGGUCAUCAGAAGGGUAAAGAACGAGUUGAAAGUUUCAGGAAACUAUUCAAAUAUUUUUUUUACCAUUUGUUGUUACAGCAGAAUUCAUCAAAAGAUGAAGAAGCCUUCCUGGGCUAUAUCAAAGCUACUCAGUCCAAGUUUGUUUUUAGGAUCAUUUUUUAUUGUGAUUUCCUCGGCGAAUUGCUUGUUUCAUAACCAAUGAUUCCAAAGAGCUCUGUAAGUCUCAUUCUCUUUAACCUUACUUGCUAGAUGUAUCAAUAGUGAUUCAACAAAGAAAGGUGCGGGGAGAGUUUAUUGUAAUUCGAAUGAUUAAUUCCAUUUAAAGGUGCUUUAAAGAUAUUAUUUCAAUACCUUUAUUA
Tripterygium wilfordii is the source of this 3020-nucleotide messenger RNA. Its product is annotated as zinc finger CCCH domain-containing protein 30-like. NCBI's taxonomy places the organism in Eukaryota, Viridiplantae, Streptophyta, Magnoliopsida, Celastrales, Celastraceae. Gene Ontology annotation, molecular function: metal ion binding; protein binding. The record is from RefSeq and is a predicted model, not a curated record. Bases 336 to 2543 code for a protein of 735 amino acids. The transcript has 2 exons.